Messenger RNA from Ochlerotatus camptorhynchus, 720 nucleotides. It is a transcript of the gene BCAS2, whose product is annotated as BCAS2 pre-mRNA processing factor. Gene Ontology annotation, cellular component: catalytic step 2 spliceosome; precatalytic spliceosome; Prp19 complex. The record is from RefSeq and is a predicted model, not a curated record. NCBI's taxonomy places the organism in Eukaryota, Metazoa, Arthropoda, Insecta, Diptera, Culicidae. The transcript is spliced from 2 exons. The coding region runs from base 60 to 707 and encodes 215 amino acids. Gene Ontology annotation, biological process: mRNA processing.
UUCAACAAUCUCAAAAACGUUUAAUUUUAGUUAAAUUUGUGAGAACUGAUAGUUUUAAAAUGGCAGGAGAAGUGCUUGUUGAUGCGCUUCCGUACAUCGAUCUUGGUUACGAUGAUCCAGGAGUUCGGGAAGCGGCAAUCGCCAUGGUUGAAGAGGAAUGCCGCCGUUACCGACCCACGAAAAACUAUCUAGAACAUCUUCCCACUCUGAAUACGGCCGCCUUCGAAAGCGAACUGAUGACGACGGAAUUUGAGCGAAUCCAGAAUCGUCUACCCAUGGAACCGUUGAGCAUGAAGCGUUAUGAGCUUCCACCUCCACCCGGUGGCAAAAUGUCCGAAGUACCCGCAUGGACCGAGAGUGUGGACAACUCGAUGGCACAGCUCGAACAUCAGGCCAUCCGGGCGAUGAAUCUCGACCUGAUGAUGGAAUAUGGGUGCGAAAUGUGGAAGUCCUACCUGGAGGUGCUAACGGCUAUGCAAGCCAAAGCUCAGGCUCAACUGGAAGCCAUCAAGAAGGAGAUCCAGGAUGUCAACUGGAAGAGAAAAACGAAGCAGACACAAGGUGGUGAAAAGUUGCGGUCCUUGGAGGCGCAGUGGGUCAUGCUGGUGUCGAAGAACUACGAAAUCGAACAAGCAUGUGCUAAACUAGAGGAGCGGAUUUACCAGAAGAAAAGUCAAAAACAGGCACUAGAUGGAAGUCAGGAAUAAAUGGUUUAAAUUG